GCUUUCAUCGCAGCUUUCCACAAGUGCAAGCUGCAAGAAGAUGCCGAUGCUGCAUUGGGUACAGAUACAUCCCUGUACCUGGGCGUUUCCCUGAUGAUCUUCGUGGGCUUUGGCUACCUGAAAACCUUUCUGAAGGCCUACGGCCUCGGCGCCGUCGGCUUCACGCUGCUGAUCUCCGGUGUGGGGAUCCAGUGGGCGCUGAUCCUCGAGUCUUGCUUGCGACAGGCGGAUUUUACCAUUGAUUUGCCAGCGCUGCUGCGCGCCAACAUUGACGUGGUCCCUGUCUUGGUGUCCUUUGGCGCGCUGAUCGGCAGGGUUUCUCCGCUGCAGAUCAUUCUCUUGGUGAUGAUCGAGCUGCCAUGCUUCACCGUUCACAAGGUCUGCUUGCUGAGACAGGGUGAAGCAAGGCCUCUCGUCCACGAUGGUGGUGGGACCUUCUUGCAUGUCUUUGGUGCUUACUUCGGCCUUGCCGCUGCUUCGAGCCUCGGACCGGCCGGAAAGGAGAAGCUGAGGAGCAGCUCCUACCAGUCGGACAUCCUUGCCUUGAUUGGCACAGUCUUUCUUUGGAUGUCAUGGCCGAGCUUCGUCGCUGCUGGCCAAGCCACGAGAGCGGCGCAACUCCAGGCGCUCCUGAACACUGUGCUGGCACUCCUGUCCUCGACUGUCAUGACCUUCGGCUUGUCACAGCUGCUGCAGGAUGGCCGGCUUGACCCGCAGACGGUACAGAAUGCUACUUUGGCAGGAGGCGUUGCUAUCGGCGCCACAGCGAGUGUGGUGGGACCGUUUCCACCUUAG
Symbiodinium necroappetens is the source of this 795-nucleotide messenger RNA. Lineage: Eukaryota; Dinophyceae; Suessiales; Symbiodiniaceae. The record is from the annotation of a GenBank genome assembly.